GCGAUCUCUUAGGAAACAAUUUUCAAGGCUUUCUUUCACCAGAAGAAUAGACAACUUAAUCUAAAGUUUACCUAACAGGCCUUUACGCGAAACUCCGAGUUAAAAUGGGAAGGUUUUCACAAGCUGCCUAAUUACAAAGGUGUUGGGUUUUUUUUUCAACCUGCGUUAGUUUAUCUAACUUGUUUGCUGUAGCUCAGCCUUGGCCAUUCGAUCCACCCCUCUGACCCUUGUGACAGUAAUUUUGCUGAGUUUUCUGAAAUCCAUGCACCAGGAAAUCCAAACCAUGCUGAUAGCAUGGAGCAGGAAUACUGUAGUUGUUGGUCAACACGGUCACUUUUUCAUGGUUUGUUUAGGGUUUUUUUUACGCUGUUAAACUCGUUUGGUAAAAACUCCCUUCUGGUCAGCCUGAUAUAUUCCCGUGCUUUGACUAUGUGCCUUACUCCAAUUUCUGCCUUGAAGGUCUGUUUUGAUUAGGUGACUUGCUCAGCUUUCUGAUUUGAAUAUCUGUUCCAUAUUCCACAAGGAAUGUCUAAUCUCAUUUUGAAUCAGUUGUAAACUGUUUCAAACAUAAAACAUGUUUUGGAGACCUGGUUCAGCCCCUUGCAGCCCUAUAUGUACAAAAAAAGGACAGAACACAACUGACAGUUGUAAACAGAAUGCACUGAUAAUGGGUAAAAAAACGUGGUUCUCCAUCCCUGAGAAGAACCGUCCUUUAAAAGACAGAAUUAAUAUCGUGCUCAGCAGGGAGCUCAAGGAAACCCCGAAAGGAGCACAUUAUCUUUCCAAAAGUCUGGAUGAUGCUUUAGCUCUUUUGGAUUCACCAGAGUUAAAAAGUAAAGUAGACAUGGUUUGGAUCGUGGGAGGCACUUCAGUGUACAAGGCAGCAAUGGAGAAGCCAAUUCAUCAUCGAUUGUUUGUGACAAGAAUCUUGAAAGAAUUUGAAAGUGACACAUUUUUUCCAGAAAUUGACCAUAAAGACUACAAGCUUCUAACAGAGUACCCAGGUGUCCCUGCUGAUAUCCAGGAAGAAAAUGGGAUCCAGUACAAAUUUGAAGUGUAUGAAAAAGCUGUCGUGGCACAAUAAGGGAGGCAUUUUGUACUUCUGUGUAAGGGCAGGUAUUUUAAAUCAUGAAGUUUUACUGAGUGUAAAGAUUCAUUAAAUUUUUGAAGAAAAUCA
Molecule: messenger RNA, 1177 nt
Organism: Sturnus vulgaris (Common starling)
Lineage: Eukaryota; Metazoa; Chordata; Aves; Passeriformes; Sturnidae
Source: RefSeq, a predicted model, not a curated record